AAAAGCUUCCGUCGAAUAGACCCGAAACCAACUGUUGACGGGGACAGCGCUAUCUUGAACGAAAGCCCACACCCACUACCAAACCACCACCACCACAACUCAUCUUCACCACCCAACGGUCGUAUAAGCCUCUUUUUCAGCCCACUCGUGUCUCAGCCAUGUCACUAUUAUUACCUAUCACCGUGGGAUUUCGAUUUCGCUUGGUCCUAUUGUUAUUGCUAUUGGUAUUAUAACCAUUACGUUAUAUGGCCAUUGUGAACCGAUUUUCCCUAUGAAAUGGAAGAAGAGAAGUAGUUCGAUAUCUAUUCUAACUCCGGUUUCACAGCGUUUGAGAAUCAAUCGAUAGAGACGAUCGAACUCCCACCGCCUACGGUGACCAACCAGAAUUAGCUGGUUCUGGACCCUCGUAUGGAUACCUCUUAUGGAACCCACUUACUAGUUGACUUAGUGCUCACGGUGGAAAUCCCAAGAAGAGAGAUUAUGGUCGCUGUCGGAGGAAUUCAUGCAUCAAAAUUAUUUAUCGACCGCAAAUCCUCCUUGCUGAUGAUGCGGAUACCCAGCUGGUUAUUGGUUGUUGCUCCUCGUGUUUUUUUCCCUGCGAUGCGUCAUCUACAAGUUCGCAUGCGAGUGGGUUUGAAAGCAGCUGAAGAGUGCAUAAGAUCAGUUUUCCCAGCGAUCGUAUUCUUCAAAAACAAAAACAUCGCUGUACUACCAUCUCGGAUAGUAGAUUGGACCAGAUAUAUAUUUCUCUCUCCAUGUGCGGACAUGUAUACCGGGCUUUCCCCGACAUCACGAAUGUGACAGAGGCUGUACACUCUCAGAUCAUUCGAGAAGCUCGCUAAGCGCCCGAACCGCAUGUCAAAAGACUCUACUCCGUAUGUCUUGUACUGAGUACUGUAAAUGCGUUUGCAUCUCUCGUCUGAAUCUCUCGACGUAUUGCACGUGCUAGUUUAGGAGCCAUAUUCAACGUGCGAUGUUAAGAAAAAUUCAACCGUCGCUACUAUAGCCCUGCUAAAACCACCGAAAACAAAUAGUGG
Aspergillus caelatus is the source of this 1037-nucleotide messenger RNA. RefSeq lists its product as uncharacterized. Bases 409 to 801 code for a protein of 130 amino acids. The record is from RefSeq and is a predicted model, not a curated record. Lineage: Eukaryota; Fungi; Ascomycota; Eurotiomycetes; Eurotiales; Aspergillaceae. The transcript is spliced from 2 exons.